AUGCAUUACCUCAGCUCACUUUUACUCCCCAUCGCCCUCUUCUUCUCGUCUCUCACUUCAGCAUUCUCCGGCGACUUCGAGCUUAGCGACAUAACCGUCUCAUCCCCUUGCCAAGCAGACCCCAAGUCUACAGCAAGCACUUACAUCGAAUUCAACUUCUUUGACCAAGACACACCCGAAGUUGGCUCUACACAUUGCUGUGUUGAAUGGGCAGUCGGCCAGCAACCUCCCACCACAUGGACGAAUACUUGCGACAACUCCACCUUCGGUGUGCUUGUCCAGUCGUGGAAUGGUGUUGACAACAUGUCUCUCCAACUGAGUCAUCAAUACAUUGAUAACAGUGUCGGCCAAUACCCGUACAACGUCCUUACCAAAUUCUCCAAGUUCAGCCUCGCCUACCCGUCCACUCAAUACUACGACUGCGACGUGUCCAAAGCUGAAUGCCAGAGUUCUGCUGUGAUCAUUGCGCUUGUCACGCAAGCGGUGGCUUGA
Molecule: messenger RNA, 492 nt
Organism: Exophiala xenobiotica
Lineage: Eukaryota; Fungi; Ascomycota; Eurotiomycetes; Chaetothyriales; Herpotrichiellaceae
Exons: 3
Coding region: 1-492 (163 amino acids)
Source: RefSeq, a predicted model, not a curated record